GCCCUCUUCCCUCCUUUGUUUUCUUCAACCAACAACCAACUCUUAUAUAAAGUCUCUUCCUUUUCCUUCCUCGAGUCAGCUUCUCUCCCUUUACACCUCCCCAAUCCCCUCCCUCUCUCUCCAUAACCUUUUCAUCCUGGGGGUUUUUCUUCAAUUUCAGGUUGUUACGCAAUCUGUUUGGUGCUGGAUCUUAUCAAACUUGUUGGCUGUGAAAAAGAACUGAGACUGAUGUUGAUAAAUUAGGUUCAUAAUGAUCGAUUUGAGUAUUUCACUCUUAAGGUUGCUAACUACCCCAGAUGCUUAUGGUCCCUCAGUGUUUGGAUGGCUGAUCACUGGUUCAUUUGGAAUUUUAGCUAUUAUAUAUGCAUUUCUAAAAUGGCAGAGAAGGACAUCUCUGAAUUGGAUUAAAGCUGCUGCUAAAGCGAAGAAGAAAGUUUGGAAGAGGCUAAACGUUCCUUUAUCACAUCAUUCAUGGACUGAAGAAUUUGCUUAUGAUGUGCAGCCAUGUACAUGCUCUGUUUGCUUGACUUCUCUGGUGUCCCCACAAACCUUAGGUGCAAAAGCAACACCACAGAAUCCUGUCCACCGUUGUUCUGUUUGUGGUGUGGCAGCUCAUUUCCACUGUUCUAAGUUUGCAGCCAAGGAUUGCAAGUGUGUAGCACAAGCUGGUUUUGGCCAUGUACAACACCAGUGGUCAGAAAGAUGGAUUGAUAUGGAUGAUAAUUAUGAGAUGUCUGCUUUCUGUUUUUACUGUGAUGAACCAUGCGGUGUUCCUUUACUUGAUGCUCCUACAUGGCAUUGCUUAUGGUGUCAGCGCCUUAUACAUGUCAAAUGUCAUGCCAAAAUGUCAGAAGAAUCAGGUGAUGUUUGUGAUUUGGGUGCUCUUAGAAGGCUUAUCCUUUCUCCAAUCUGUGUAAAAGAAGUUGAUGAAGAAAUCACAAGAAGUAGAAUGCUUAGUUCUAUAACAGGAGACAUUAUAGCCUCUUCUGUUUGUGGGGAGAUUAGAAGAAGACGCCACCGCAACAAACAUGGAAGUGUGCGUUCUGUUAAUGGUAAGCUGCAGAAUACAUCCCCUGCCAAUACAGCACUGCAGUAUGUGCUUAAUGGACUUGCUAGUCUAAAGCAAUCUAGCAAUCAAAACAAAGACCCGAUAUUGAAGAGGGGUGGAAGGGUGCUCGGUGGAAAGGACACCCAGAAUGGGUGGCAGAAAAAGGGCAGAUCUGUUCCCUAUGGUCAAGUUAAAAAGUAUACACUGGUGGACUUGCCACAGGAUGCGAGACCUCUCCUAGUCUUUAUCAAUACCAAAAGUGGAGCGCAAUAUGGGCCUUCUCUAAGGAGGAGGUUGAACAUGCUAUUAAAUCCUGUGCAGGUUUUUGAACUGAGUUCUUCUCAGGGGCCUGAGGCUGGUUUAAAUUUUUUUAGCAAUGUUCAGUAUUUUAGAGUUUUGGUCUGUGGUGGAGAUGGUACUGUUGCGUGGGUCCUUGAUGCAAUUGAGAGGCACAAUUUUGAAUCACCUCCACCUGUUGCUGUUCUUCCUCUGGGCACUGGAAAUGAUUUGUCAAGGGUGUUACAAUGGGGAAGAGGUUUCAGCACAGUUAAUGGGCAAGGUGGCUUAAGCACUCUUCUGGCUGACAUCAAUAUUGCAGCAGUUACUAUGCUUGAUAGGUGGGAAGUUAAUAUCCAAGAAGAAAGAUCAGACAGUGAUAGAUGUAAAGUGCAAUCCAAGUUCAUGAUGAACUAUUUAGGUAUUGGAUGUGAUGCAAAGGUUGCAUAUGAAUUUCACACAAUGCGGGAGGAAAAGCCUGAGAAGUUUUAUAGUCAGUUUGUGAAUAAAUUGCGAUAUGCCAAGGAAGGUGCAAAGGAUAUAAUGGACAGAACUUGUGCAGACUUACCAUGGCAAGUUUGGCUUGAAGUUGAUGGAAGGGAUAUUCAAAUCCCAAAGGAUGCUGAGGGCCUAAUUGUGCUCAACAUUGGCAGCUACAUGGGUGGAGUUGAUCUUUGGCAAAAUGACUAUGAGCAUGAUGAUGAUUUUAAUCUUCAGUGCAUGCAUGAUAAAAUGCUUGAGGUUGUAUGCAUCUCCGGGGCAUGGCACCUUGGCAAACUUCAGGUUGGACUUUCACAAGCCAGGAGGGUAGCCCAAGGGAAAGUCAUAAGAAUACAUGCUUCCAGUGCUUUUCCCGUUCAAAUUGAUGGGGAGCCAUUUAUCCAGCAACCGGGCUGUUUAGAGAUCACACAUCACGGCCAGGUGUUUAUGUUGAGGAGGGCCUCAGAGGAGCCUAGGGGCCAUCCAGCUGCGAUUAUGACCGAGGUUUUAGUUGACGCCGAGUGUAGAGGCGUGAUCAACGCAGCACAAAAGAAAUUACUUCUGCAGCAGAUGGCCCUCCAGCUCUCUUGAGACCAAUCCCCUUGCCUUUACUUCAUUCCUCACCCCAAAUUUUGGCUUCUUCUGAUAACGAAAUCAUUUUUUUUCACAGUUUCUGUGAACCAGAGGGAUAAGAUUUUGGCUUUCUCUAAUCCCGCUCCCAACAUUUUUUUUUUUUUCGGUUUUUUCUCCGGCCCCAAACUGCCUUUUGAGAAAGGUACAGCGCUUCUGUAAACAUGAGAGACACUUCAUAGAUUACAAUGAUAUUUUAGGCUUCAUAUCAUUUAACUAUUUUUCUUUUGUAUCAAGUGAUCGGAUUGGUUCCUGGAAAA
Messenger RNA from Vitis riparia (riverbank grape), 2694 nucleotides. RefSeq names its product diacylglycerol kinase 2. The transcript has 8 exons. Gene Ontology annotation, molecular function: ATP-dependent diacylglycerol kinase activity. Bases 251 to 2395 code for a protein of 714 amino acids. The record is from RefSeq and is a predicted model, not a curated record. Lineage: Eukaryota; Viridiplantae; Streptophyta; Magnoliopsida; Vitales; Vitaceae.